AGCAACAGGCAGCCUCUCUCCGUUCUACUCUGCACACUGUAACAUCGUCAGUCGCAGUUCUGCGCUUCGUGCCAUUAAAUUCGCAGAGUUAAUACGUUCAUGUGGAAACUGCAGGACUUCGAAAAGAGAAGCCUCCUCUGGCACAACGCUUUCAAUGUAAACAUCAAGGAUUCGCUCAAGAUGAAGAACUGGCUUCGGAUCAGUCUGCUGCUGUGCGUAUUUGGCUUCAUCAAAGAGUUCAGACCAUCGGAACCGUUCGUUUACGAAUAUCUGAUUGGACCGUGGAGGAACAUCACCGAGGAUGAGGUCACCCAGCAGGUCUAUCCGGUGGGAACAUAUAGCUACCUGGUGCAUCUACUUAUAAUGUUCCUCAUCACCGAUAUUCUCCGCUACAAACCGCUGAUCGUCAUCCUCGGACUGUCCGGUAUUGCAAUCUGGGCGAUGCUCAUCUGGACCACAUCCCUGUUCUACCUUCAAGUACUUGAAGGUGUCUACGGGACUUUUAUGUCUUGCGAAGUGGCAUAUUACACUUACAUUUACGCAAAAGUCGACAAUGACUAUUACCUGCAAGUCAGCUCACACACUAGGGCAGCGGUGCUAGCUGGAAGAGCGCUUUCCAGCAUUCUGGCGCAGAUCCUCAUCUCUUUCAGCAUCAUGGAUUACAAGGGCUUAAACUACAUUACCUUUGGAGCUAUGAUCCUGGCGACGUGCUGGUCACUGAUACUGCCGCCGGUGAAAAGGAGCAUCUACUUCCACCAGAACAAUGACCCUAACAUCCUGACGCCAGCAAGGUACAGGAACGCCUUUACCCUGAUGAAGAGCCAUUUUGGGCAAUCAUUCGCCAAUCGAUACGUGCUGAAGUGGUCGAUGUGGUGGGCUCUGACGACAGCCGGUUUCAUCCAGGUACAGGUCUACAUCCAACCACUUUGGUCCGAGAUACAGGACUACGCGAAAGAUGCGAACACGUACAACGGCGCCGUCGAGGCAGCCGCAACCCUCCUCGGUUUCCUAAGCGCCCUCUUCGCCGGCCACCUGAAGAUCGACUGGCGCGGCAAGGGCGAACUCAUCCUCUCGAUAUGCUCGAUCACCGCGGCCAGCAUCAUCCUCCUCAGCUCGCAAACAGACACGAUUCUCGUCAGCUAUGCGAGUUACGCCGUCUUCUGCGGCAUCUACCACUUCAUGAUAACAAUAGCAAGUUCCGAGAUAGCCAAGUGCAUCAUCGAGGAUAGCUACGGGCUGGUAUUCGGCCUAAACACAUUCUUUGCCCUCGCUCUGCAGACCGCCCUUACUGUGGCUUUUGUCGAGAAGAGGACCGGACUAGCUCUUUCACCGCGCAACCAGUACCUGGCCUAUGGAAUCUACCACAUCGGCAUCUCGGCAAUCUUCAUUCUCAUCGGUCUGAUUAGUUGGAUCAAGAGCAACCGCGAUAUCAAGAAAACAUACAACUAACGAAAAAAAAAACGAAUCAACACUAGAGUCCUAGUACUUAGCGCGAGUGCUCUCACCAUAUAUUUAUAUAUAUGAUAUUCUCGAGAACCUUAGUAUUGUGAUAGACUGACUUUAUACCAUUGUUAUUAUUACACGUGUGAUAAAUCUUACUACAUUUCUAUUUAAAGA
This is a messenger RNA of Nicrophorus vespilloides, 1617 nucleotides long. RefSeq names its product folate transporter 1-like. Lineage: Eukaryota; Metazoa; Arthropoda; Insecta; Coleoptera; Silphidae. Gene Ontology annotation, molecular function: vitamin transmembrane transporter activity. The coding region runs from base 100 to 1449 and encodes 449 amino acids. Gene Ontology annotation, cellular component: plasma membrane. The transcript has 4 exons. Gene Ontology annotation, biological process: transmembrane transport; vitamin transport. The record is from RefSeq and is a predicted model, not a curated record.